AUGCCUGUCAGUCAGGCUGGCGACGGUAUAAAUGCCCUGCUGGCCCACAAGAGCGCAGAACAGUCUUCUUACCUUCUCCCUGUUGGAACUACGCUCACGAGCGGACGGUCGUCUGAAAUGGGAUUCUGCAACUUACUUGUGUCACUUCUGCUAUCUAUGUGUGGACACGCGCUGUCCACAAGUGCUUGGUCCGUGAAUAAUUUCCUCAUGACGGGUCCUAAGGCUUACUUGACUUAUGCAGGCAACGUCCAGGUGGGCGCGCGCAAAGGAAUUGAGGAAUGUAAGCAUCAGUUCGCGUGGGACAGGUGGAACUGUCCCGAGAGCGCGCUGCAGCUCUCCACGAACAGCGGAGCGCGAGACGCCACGAGAGAGGCUGCAUUUGUGAACGCCAUCAGUGCGGCGGGGGUGAUGCACGCGCUUACCAAGAACUGCAGCAUGGGCGAGCUGAGCCACUGCGGAUGCGACGACUCCAACGUCGGUAAAAUGGGCGGCCGCGGGUGGAUGUGGGGCGGGUGCAGCGAUAACGUGGACUUCGGGGAGAAAAUCUCCAAGCAGUUCGUGGACGCGCUGGAGAACGGUCAGGACGCACGCGCUGCAGUGAACCUUCACAACAAUGAGGCCGGUCGACUCGCGGUGCGUACGACUAUGAAGCGCGCGUGCAAGUGCCAUGGCGUGUCGGGCAGCUGCAGCAUGCAGACGUGUUGGAUGCAGCUCGCAGAUUUCCGAGAUGUGGGAAACUACCUGAAGGUGAAACAUGACCAGGCGCAAAUGCUCGAGAUGGACAAGAGGCGCGUGCGCGCCGGAAACAACGCUGACAACCGCGGUGCGCUGGCGGACGCAUUUAGUAGCAUCGCGCCGACUGAUCUCAUCUACCUCGAGGACUCUCCAGACUACUGCGCGCGGAACCUGAGCCUCGGGCUGCAUGGUACCGAGGGGCGCGAGUGCUUGCAGAACGGUGACAGUCAUUCCCAAUGGGAGCGACGCAGCUGCCGACGCCUCUGUCACGAGUGCGGACUGCGCGUGGUAGAGCGGCGCGUGGAGACCUCAAGUAGCUGCAACUGCAAGUUCCACUGGUGUUGCACCGUCUCGUGCGAUACCUGCACUCAGGUGGUCACCAAAUAUUACUGCGCGCGACGCAACAAGGGCCGCAGGGCAAAGAACGGCACGAGGCGGAGACACCGCACACGGAAACACUGAGCGGACGGACUCUGUGUGAAAAGACUUUAGAGUUCUGUGAACUCGUAAUUAAAUGAAAUAUACUUAAUAUUAUGUAAUUUAUUUUUUAGGCUAUAUUACACAGCUGAACGUUGGCUGAUAUGACAGUCGUGCUUUGAGUGCUGGUUCUCCAGCAGAUCUCGCCUAGAACUCAUUCUGCAAUACUACCUCACGAUGAAACACACACAGAGAGACACACAUUUGACAGGCGUCAGUAAAGCAGACAGGUGUAUUUAUUUAACUCAUUUGCGAAAGUUUCA
Molecule: messenger RNA, 1475 nt
Organism: Clupea harengus (Atlantic herring)
Lineage: Eukaryota; Metazoa; Chordata; Actinopteri; Clupeiformes; Clupeidae
Product: protein Wnt-8a-like
Biological process (GO): multicellular organism development; canonical Wnt signaling pathway; neuron differentiation
Cellular component (GO): extracellular region
Molecular function (GO): cytokine activity; frizzled binding
Source: RefSeq, a predicted model, not a curated record